AAAGAUUCAAUUCAAAUUUCACGCUCCGCCCAAAACCCCAACGUUCUCUCUCUCACACCCCUAAAGAUCUCAACUUUCUCUCUCUUGCUAAUCGAACAAUCAACGGUCAGAAUUCAAUCUUGGCACCUUCUAGUACAAUAUAAGUGAAAACCAACGGAUUUGAUUGAUUCUGCGUUUGGCUCGAGAAAAUUUUUCAGGGUAGUAGCUUCUCAUGACUUCUAGGAACCAGAAUCGGCCUCCUCGAAGUCCUUCUUCUAAGAAGGAAGGGGUGGAAAGUAUCCCAUUAGAUAAGCGGAGGAGGACUGGGAUGGGAAGAACGGGAGGAGCCACGAACACAGAACGCAAGCCAUUUGGUUCUGUUAACAAAAAGCUGGAUGUUGCUGCCACCAGUGAUGUGGGAAGCUGUGUUGAGGGUUCGGAUUGUGGCAAUGUUGAGUUUACUAAAGAAGAAAUUGAUGCGCUGGUGAAUGAGAGAUUGAAGAUGAAGAAGUUUGAUCACAAGGGUAAUAUGGAACUAGUGAGUGAACUUAAUGCCAGGCUCAAGGUUUGUAUCAAAUGGUUCCAGAAGAGGGAUGAAGCCCAUGUUGAAGGGGAAGGAAAGCUUCAAAAUGCUUUAGAUGCUUUGGAGAAGAAGUGUGCUGAAACUGAGGCAGAGAUGAAAAACAAGGAGGAGAGAUUUAGUGCAACUAUUAGUGAGCUGAGGCAAGAUAAUACUUGUGUACAAGAGAGACUUGUAAAAGAAGAAUCAGAAAAGCUGGAUGCAAUUGCUUGUCAUAGAAAGGAAAAUGAAGCAAGAAUUGCAUUAGAAGCUUUGCAGGCUUCUCUAUCGAAAGAUCUUGAGAAAGCCCAACAAGAUAUUUUAGUUGCCAAUCAAAGAGCUGCCUCGGUUGAUGAUAUGUACAAGCGAUUACAAGAGUACAACUUGAGUUUACAACAGUACAAUAGCAAGCUGCAUUCUGAACUUCAAGUUGCUCGUGAGUCUCUAAAACGUGUAGAAAAAGAGAAGUCUACUAUAAUGGAGAACCACAGUACAUUAAGGGGUCACUAUAGUUCAUUGCAGGAUCAGUUAAAUUUAGCCAGGACUGCUCAAGAUGAAGCUUUGAAUCAGAAAGACACAUUAGCAAAUGAAGUGAAAUGUCUCCGAGGAGAGUUGCAGCAGGUUAGAGAGGAUCGUGAUCGCCAAGUAGCUCAAGUGCAGGUUUUAACUUCUGAAUUGGUGAAGUAUAAAGAAAGUACCGGUGAAUCCUGUGCAAAACUAGAAUAUCUGAUGGAAAAAACAAAAUCCUUAGAGGAGACAUGUUCUUCCCAGAGGGAGCAGAUAUGCCUGUUGGAGCAUCAGCUCACUGCUACAAAUGAAAAGCUAAAGAUGUCUGAUUUAUCUUCUAUACAAACAAGGGCAGAAUUUGAAGAGCAAAGGAGAAAUGUACAUGAUUUACAGGAGCGCCUAGCAGAGACAGAAUAUCAGCUAGUUGAAGGAGAGAAAUUGAGGAAAAAAUUGCAUAACACUAUCUUGGAGCUAAAGGGGAAUAUUCGAGUAUUUUGCAGAGUGCGUCCUGUGUUGCCAGAUGAUGUUGCUGGGUCUGAGCAGCCUGUCAUUUCAUAUCCUACCUCAACAGAAGCUCUUGGCAGAGGCAUCGAUGUAAUACAAAGUGCAGGACAGAAAUAUCCUUUUAACUUUGACAAGGUGUUCAAUCCUGAUGCUUCUCAGCAAGAAGUUUUUGUGGAAAUAUCACAGCUUGUGCAGAGUGCCCUUGAUGGCUAUAAGGUAUGCAUCUUUGCUUAUGGUCAAACAGGUUCAGGAAAAACUUAUACUAUGAUGGGCAGGCCAGAAGCUUCAGAGCAGAAGGGGCUGAUACCACGCUCUUUAGAACAAAUAUUUCAAACAAGUCAAUCCCUUAUAGCACAGGGUUGGAAGUACAAAAUGCAGGCUUCAAUGCUGGAAAUAUACAAUGAAACCAUUCGUGAUUUGUUGUCAACAAAUAAAUCGAGUGGUGCAGAAAAUGGAGCUCCUGGAAAGCAGUAUACCAUCAAACACGAUGCAAAUGGAAACACCAAUGUCACUGAUCUUACAAUUGUGGAUGUUUGUAGAAUAGAAGAGAUUUCUUCUCUUCUUCGGCAAGCUGCACAAAGCAGGUCCGUUGGUAAGACCCAAAUGAAUGAACAGUCUUCAAGAAGCCAUUUUGUGUUCACAUUGCGUAUAUCAGGAGUAAAUGAGGGUACUGAACAACAAGUGCAAGGAGUUCUAAACCUCAUAGAUCUUGCUGGAAGUGAGCGACUCUCAAGGAGUGGGGCUACUGGAGACAGGUUAAAGGAAACUCAGGCCAUUAAUAGAAGCUUGUCAAGUUUGAGUGACGUGAUAUUUGCCUUGGCAAAGAAAGAGGACCAUGUUCCUUUUAGGAACUCAAAAUUGACUUAUCUUCUGCAGCCUUGUCUAGGAGGGGAUUCCAAAACCCUGAUGUUUGUCAAUAUUUCCCCGGAUCCUGCUUCAGUUGGCGAGUCCCUUUGUUCCCUUCGGUUUGCUGCCAGAGUCAAUGCUUGCGAAAUUGGGAUUCCUCGACGCCAAAUGACUGCUCAAAUGACAUCUUGACCUGCAGAUUUGCACUUGAGUUAUGGCUAAUGCUCAAUUGCUUCUGUUGUGUGUAUCGCCACACCUUGAUUUGUAACAGAGUAACUUCUAUUUAGGGUCAUUGAUGUGCCAUUGGGGUGUUUGCAAUGAGUUUGGGUAUUCCCCUGUAGAUGCUAAUAAUUUGUACUCUUAGAACUACAUGUUGAGGUUAGGAUCUUUGUAUUAGCUCAUUGUUAUAGGAGUCAUUGUUGGCUAAGUCAUAAGUCGAAUGCCAGAAAUCACCAAUUGGAGAACACAGGUACAAAGGAGGCUAUAGAAUCUAACCGGUGAUUCUAAAAGAUGAGUUUUCAUUUUUACAAAGUUAUGUAUAUCACUUUCACAGCCUAUCUUUGUAAGAUAUUGUAAUGUUAGUGGUUUGAUUCACUUUGGUUUGAAA
Messenger RNA from Populus nigra (black poplar), 3002 nucleotides. RefSeq names its product kinesin-like protein KIN-14C. The coding region runs from base 212 to 2587 and encodes 791 amino acids. NCBI's taxonomy places the organism in Eukaryota, Viridiplantae, Streptophyta, Magnoliopsida, Malpighiales, Salicaceae. The transcript has 17 exons. Gene Ontology annotation, biological process: microtubule-based movement. Gene Ontology annotation, molecular function: microtubule motor activity; microtubule binding; ATP binding. The record is from RefSeq and is a predicted model, not a curated record.